Tilletiaria anomala UBC 951 is the source of this 1253-nucleotide messenger RNA. RefSeq lists its product as uncharacterized. The record is from RefSeq and is a predicted model, not a curated record. The transcript has 2 exons. NCBI's taxonomy places the organism in Eukaryota, Fungi, Basidiomycota, Exobasidiomycetes, Georgefischeriales, Tilletiariaceae. Bases 377 to 847 code for a protein of 156 amino acids.
UUAGCCUAUGGCGGACCACUAGGGCCAUAAGGUAGGCCAUGUCCAUGGGAACUCCCACAUCAAUUUUUUUGACCAUGACUUUGACUCAAUUUGAUCAUGACCAUUUGAGUUGGUUGACCACGACUGUGACAGUCGUAACCGAGACUACGGCCUGAUGUUUCCCUCUCCUUCUCAUCCCUCGGUUGGAGCCCAUCGCCACAAUGCUGCAUCACGCACAGGCCUGGCUGCGCUCGAGGUUUGGCUUAUGUCGGCCCUCGCGAGAAAGAUGCUAGCAUUAGAGAGUGGCAACUUCUCACAGACAUAGUCGCAGACCCAGUCCUCCAAGCCAUACGCGCUCAAUACGGGCACCCCGAAUGCCAUCGAGGAGGCACUAGCCAUGAUGCUGGCGGUUACAUAUGUCUUCAACAUUAACCUGCACGGCUGCACCCAGUCGAAGCUCGAGAAGAGCAAGAAGCGAAACAUCACCGCGUCAAGCGGCGCCGGGUCCCGUGGAGGUGCGGAGGAUAUGCGCGUCCGCAAGCAGGGCGCGCGAAAACGACUUUUCCGAGACCUUCAGCCUUUUGAGCCGUUCAAAGCGUUCCAGGACGUGCCGGACAAUGAUAUCACUGCGUUGCUCAAUAUCAAUCUGACGUGGAACAUGCUCGUCACGAAAUACCUCACGGUGUUGCUCGCCCAGUCUCCCACGAAAAAGGCGCCCAUUGCUACUGUAUCAAGCGGAGUGUCUACCGCGCCGGUACCCUCCAUCAGCAACUACUCGGCCGUCAAGGGGUGCUUGAACGGAUCCAUGAACACCUUCAGUCUCGAGGCCCUCAAUCCUCCAACGUGGAGCCGCAAGCUGGGGCUGUAGAAUUUCAUCGCCACGUCCGUGUGCACGACCAGACUAGCCGGCAUCACUCCCGGGUUCUUCAUGCCCAACGUGGGCAUCUUUGGAAAACCCAUGUGCAGGAUUCUCGGCGGAGCACGACAAGGUUCGGCUUGCUUAGCGCAUGUCCUACAGCAGGGCAUCUUUUCUUUCGUCCCUAGCUUCGUCGCCGACCGCUCGAUAUUAGCUGUGGGCAAAAGGGGGCUGGCAGGAUACUUUGAUGGGGGGCAAUUUGACGACGUAGAUGGAUAUAACGCUGUUGCAAAGUCUUACGGAAUUUCACAUGCGGUGGCAGUCCUUCCGUAGAGCUCUAUAAGUCAGAAGAAGCUCUAGAGAUAGGAAGUUCUGCUGCCAGGUCACUUCUUGCUAGGAGGCGCCAGCUGAGCAAUCA